Molecule: messenger RNA, 3568 nt
Organism: Eubalaena glacialis (North Atlantic right whale)
Lineage: Eukaryota; Metazoa; Chordata; Mammalia; Artiodactyla; Balaenidae
Gene: CEP131
Product: centrosomal protein 131
Exons: 27
Coding region: 1-3477 (1158 amino acids)
Biological process (GO): intraciliary transport involved in cilium assembly; regulation of centrosome duplication; cilium assembly
Cellular component (GO): centriolar satellite
Source: RefSeq, a predicted model, not a curated record
AUGAGCUCCCGGGACGUCCGGAGCGGGCGGCCGGAGGGCCAAUUCGAAAGCGGCGCGGGCAGGAAAGGCGGGCCUCCUCGCCGGCCCAAAGCCUGGGCCCCGCCCGUCCUAGCCUGGAGGGCCCCACGCACCCCUCGCCGUUCGGUCCCGCAGGCCCCGAGUCCCAGGCCCGACCCGCGCAGGGCCUACUUGUCCACCACGAAAGGCUCCAGGGCCCUCAGCGGCCCCUUCGGCCCUCCCGAGGGCAGCCCAGAAAGCAUGGACCUGAGUCUGACAGGCCUCCCUCCGCCCAUGUCCCGGCGUCCCAACAGUGCCUCCACCGCCAAGCCCAUCGCCCGCUCCAUCUCCAUGGUCACUGGCAGCGAGCCAAGGAGGAAGAUGCUGGAGGCCCCAGGGCCCGGAGGCUCCCGGGCCGUCAGCAACCUUCGCAGAUCUAACAGUGCCACUCAGGUCAACCAGCCACAAGCCAACCAGGCAUGGCCUGGCCCCCUCAGGCCGGAAGAGCCCCCGGACUUCCUGACACUCUUUGAGGGCAGCCCCGGUGGGAGAAAGAGGCCUGCCAGUCUGAGCAAAGCUUCCAGCGAGAAGGGAGCCACGUGGAAUGUCCUGGAUGACCAGCCCAGGGCCUUCACCUUGCCACCCGAUGCCCAGAGUCCUGGCACCCUCGACGUGCUGGUGGGCCCGCGGAGGAGAGAGUGCACGGUGCCCCUGGCCCCCAACUUUACUGCCAACAACAGGAGCAACAAGGGCGCCGUGGGCAACUGCGUCACCACCAUGGUGCACAACCACUACACCCCCUCGGAGAAGGUGCCGCCCCCCAAGAGCUCCAACCACAUGGCUCCCUCCCUCAACAACAUCAUCAAGGCAGCCACAGACGAGGGCGAGGGCAGCAGCCUCGGGAAGCCGCAGAAGAACGCGGCCCGUAGCAACCACACGGUCCAGAACAACUCAGGGGGCACCGCCGGCCAGCUCAGACGGAAGGAGGUGACCGAGGAGGAGGCUGAGAGGUUUAUCCACCAGGUGAACCAGGCCGCCAUCACCAUCCAGCGCUGGUACCGACAUCAAGUGCAACGGCGCCGAGCCGGAGCCGCCCGCCUGGAGCACCUGCUGGUGUCCAAGCAAGAGGGGCAGCAGCAGCGGCUAGGAGAGGGGACCCUCCUGGACCAGCACCAACAGAAAGAGGUGGCCAGGAGGAAGGCCCGGGAGGAGAAGGCACGCCAGGCCCGGAGGGCAGCCAUCCAGGAACUGCAGCAGAAGCGAGCCCAGAAGUCAGGUAACGCUGACCGUGGGCUGCUGAAGCGGCCGGGGGAGACAGGGAAGGCCCAGACCACCCAGGAGCCAACCCUGAGGCCGGGGAGCGCCGCCCAGCAGACCCGCAAGGCCAAUAACACUGGGGCUGGCCUCCGCACCGCGGGCCCGGAGGACCCCUGCCAGCCUGCCCACGACUCGUCGCCAGAGCCCAGGCAGCUUCCAGAGGACAAGCCUCAGGAUGCCAGCUUCCAGGACGUGGCUGGCGAGGGCCUGGAAGCUUUGGGCCCUGCUGGGAGCAGGGCCAAGUCCAGGGCAACCCUGGACGAGCUGCUGGACACGCUGAAGCUGCUGGAGCAGGAGCCUGAGCCGCUGCCCCACCCCCAGGCCUACCACAAGGACAAAUACGCCUGGACCGACGAGGAGGACGAUUCCAGCUCCCUGACAGCUGACAACCUGGAGAAAUUUGGAAAGCUGAGUGUGGCCGCUUGCCCCCGCGAGGAUGGGACCCUGCUUUCAGAGGCCAAGCUGCAGAGUAUCAUGAGCUUCCUGGAUGAGAUGGAGAAGUCUGGGCAGGGCCUGCCGGCCUCGGCCCCCCAGGGGCCCAUGCCGGAGGAGGGGCUGGGGCGCCUGGAACCUGCGUCCGAGGUCAGCACGUCGGUGAUGCGGCUGCAGCUGGAGGUGGAGGAGAAGAAGCAGGCGAUGGUGCUGUUGCAGAGGGCGCUGGCACAGCAGCGCGACCUCACCAUCCGGCGGGUCAAAGAGACGGAGAAGGAGCUGGGUCGGCAGCUGCGGCAGCAGAAGGAGCACUACGAGGCCACCGUACAGCGGCACCUGUCCUUCAUCGACCAGUUGAUCGAAGACAAGAAGGCUCUGGGUGAGAAGUGUGAGGCCCUGGUGGCCGAGCUGAAGCAGAGGGACCAGAGGCUCAAGGACAAGGAGGCCCAGAUGCAGGAGCAGCACGAGCUGGAGAUUAAGAAACUCAAAGAACUCAUGAGCGCCACCGAAAAAGUUCGCAGGGAAAAGUGGAUCAAUGAGAAGACCCGGAAGAUCAAGGAGAUCACGGUUAAAGGCCUGGAGCCUGAGAUCCAGAAGCUGAUCGCCAAGCACAAGCAGGAGGUGAAGAAGCUAAAGAGCCUGCACGCGGUGGAGCUGCUGCAGGCGGACGAGCGCGCGGCCCAGCGCUACGGACGCCAGGCGGAGGAGCUCCGCGAGCACCUGGAGCGGGAGAAGGAGGCGCUGGGCCGUCAGGAGUGGGAGCGUGCUCAGCAGCGCUUCGAGCAGCACCUGGAGCAGGAGCAGCGGGCCCUGCAGCAGCAGCGGCGGCGGCUCUACAACGAGGUGGCCGAGGAGAAGGAGCGGCUGGGCCAGCAGGCUGCCAGGCAGCGGGCGGAGCUGGACGAGCUGAGGCGGCAGCUGGAGGAGAGCAGCUCGGCAGGGGGCCGGGCCUUGAGGGCUGAGUUUGAGAAGGGGAGAGAGGAGCAGGAGCGCCGGCAUCAGAUGGAACUGAAGGCCCUGAAAGACCAGCUGGAGGUGGAGAAACAGAUGUGGGAGGCCAACUCCGCCAAGAAGGAGGAAGCGUGGCUGCUGAACCGGGAACGGGAGCUGAAGGAAGAGAUCCGGAGAGGCCGGGACAAGGAGAUCGAGCUGGUCAUCCACCGGCUGGAGGCCGACAUGACGCUGGCCAGGGAGGAGAACGAGCGGGCCGCUGAGAGCCGGGUCAAACGCCUCCGGGAUAAGUACGAGGCGGAGCUCUCAGAGCUGGAACAGUCGGAGCGGAAGCUCCAGGAACGGUGUGCAGAGCUGAAGGGGCGCCUUGGGGAGGCCGAGGGGGAGAAUGUGCGUCUGCAGGGCCUGGUGCGGCAGAAGGAGAAGGAGCUGGCGGAUGUGAAGGCGGUAAAUGAGCAGCUGGCUGGCGAGCGCAGCAGCUUGGCCCAGGUCCUUCGCCAGGAGUUCGCUGACCGGCUGGCAGCUUCCGAGGAGGAGAACCGGCAGGUCAGGGCCGAGCUGGCCGAGCUGCGGGCCCGCCAGCGGCUGGAGCUGGAGCAGCUCACGCGGGAGAAGCAGGCGGAGCUGGAGGAGGUUCACGGGAGGGUGAAGCUGGCCCUGGCAAAGAAGGAGGAGGCGGUGAGCAGCCUCCGGAAGCAGCACGAGGCCGCGAUGAAGAGGGCCGACCACCUGGAGGAGCUGCUGGAGCAGCGCAGGCGGCCGUUCCCGAGUGCCAAGUGACCGCUGACAGCAGCAGGCUGAGGGCGCCUGGCAGGAGGUGCUCUGGCCGCCCCUCAGGUGGAGCACCGAGGCUACGUCGUAACAGUAAAGA